GCCUGCUCUCACCUCCUUGAUCUAGUUGAUGCGCUCACUGUCUCUGCGUCCUAUUGAAAGGACUGCACCCACUCUCUUUUAGACAUGCCUACUUUCAAGGUCGUAGUUAUCGGCGCUUCUGGGGUUGGAAAAACGAGUCUCCGAGGCCAGUAUAUAUCCGCUCGUUUUUCGUCUUCGUAUCGUGCUACCAUUGGCGCCGACUUCAUCACCAAAACGCUCCCACCCAUGACCCCUGAUGGCGAACCCAUUACCCUCCAAAUAUGGGACACAGCGGGACAAGAGCGUUUCUCCUCCCUCGCGGCGGCUUUCUUCCGGGGCGCGGACGCCGCGAUACUCAUGUACGACGUUACCACCCCGGACACGUUGUACGCGUUGAGCAAGUGGUGGGCGGAGUUCCGCGACAAGGCCCCCGUGGCAGAUGAAGACCUGCGCGGUUUCUGUGUGGCCGUGGUUGGGAACAAGACUGAUUUGUUGGAUGGGCUUGGGGAGGACGAGGAUGUCGUGAGUCCGACGCAAGGGGUGAGAUUUGUCAGGGUAUUGAUACCUCAGUUGGAUACGCCACCGCAUACACCCAGGCCGUUGGGAGCGCUCGCGGUUACUUCUGGAGAUGAGGAGGACGCAGACGGCGACUAUGAUGAUGGAGAAGACCCACUGGCCUCAUCGCAGCUCACUGCCCGCCCGCAAUCAGCAGACCCAAUAUCCAUCUUGCGACACCCCCAUCUCUCGCCAUAUAGCAACAAUACGUCUCCCUCGCAACUUUCUUUCUUUCACCCCAAAGCAACACCGCGCAACCACUCCACUUCGCGUGCAAGCUCUCACUCGAGAGGCGGUGCUUCAACCAUUACCUCCGCACUCACCAUCUAUCACACGCCGUCGUCAUCCGUGUUCAGUGACAGCGCGUCCGAAUACUGGCACUCCGCUCGAUCUUCAUACGCCCACUCGUCUGCCCACUCGUACAACGAGCAUUCACCCGUCGCCCCACUCAAUAUGAACGGAUUCUUUCCCCAUAGACGUCGCUCACCGAGUGCCCGGAGUGCCUCCGAAGUCACAAUCACCCCUGCACGCUUCUCCAAAUCUUCGUCUUCGCUGUCUCUCGUUACAACUGCGGACGCUUAUGCGAACAAUUCCGUCUCUCCUUCGCCCAUCGAUACGUCCGCCUCUCCCUUUGCGUCGCGGACCGAUGUCCAGCGGGCUUUGGAUGCCGGCCCGUCGUCAGCCGCGCUAAGCCCUCUGCCCUAUCCUCAGCAUUUCCCAUUCGGGGCAAAUGGGACCUCAACCAAACGACAUCCAACAACGGCAGUCACUCCCACGGCGGUCACGCCGACAACCUCCGCGUCGGCGUCAGUCACCAGCCUCCUGGACGCCGUGUCGCAGCCACCCAAACGCGGCAAAGGCAAACAGCCCAGCGAGCACGAGCGUCAGAUCCCGCAGUGGCUCACGGAAGCCGAUCUCGACGUCGGUGCGUCGGGUGCAGCCCAUUUCCGCGUGUCGGCAAGAACUGGCGACGGUGUGUCCGAUGUUUUCGGGUGGAUUGCACGGCGGCUGCUAGUGCAGUACGAAAGGAGGGAGGCGGAGAUGGGCUGGGAGGACAAUCCGAGGGCGUCCAUUACACAGCCGAGGCAUCGUCAGAAAGGUGGUGCUGAGGAACGGCUGAGGUUGAAUGCAAAUGGGGGAUCAGGGAACAGGGUGUCGGACAGGUGUUGUUAA
Messenger RNA from Mycena citricolor, 1707 nucleotides. The record is from the annotation of a GenBank genome assembly. Lineage: Eukaryota; Fungi; Basidiomycota; Agaricomycetes; Agaricales; Mycenaceae.